Echinops telfairi (small Madagascar hedgehog) is the source of this 3471-nucleotide messenger RNA. RefSeq names its product photoreceptor cilium actin regulator (gene PCARE). NCBI's taxonomy places the organism in Eukaryota, Metazoa, Chordata, Mammalia, Afrosoricida, Tenrecidae. Gene Ontology annotation, cellular component: photoreceptor inner segment; photoreceptor outer segment. Gene Ontology annotation, biological process: protein localization to photoreceptor outer segment; photoreceptor cell outer segment organization. The transcript has 2 exons. Bases 1 to 3471 code for a protein of 1156 amino acids. The record is from RefSeq and is a predicted model, not a curated record.
AUGGGGUGCACCCCAUCCCACAGUGACAUUGUGAACAGUGUCGCCAAGAGUGGCAUUCCCUUCCUGAAAAAGCCCAAGGCGAUUCUGCCAGGGUGUCAGGUGGGCCAAGAAAGAUGCUCUACCCCUUUGCUGCUGAAAAGCACCCCAGACUGCGACUAUGGGGGUGGCGGGGCCCAGGGGCAGAGGCCAGCUGAGGAGCAUCCAAGGUGCAGGUGGAGCCCAGCCACAGCGGAAGGUCUGUGUCAGCUCACGGGAGGGCCUGCUUCAGGGAACGGGGACGCUAUGGAAGGGCUGAUCCUAGAUGCCAGGACGUCCCCACCCUGGCCAAGCAAAUCCCAGAGCCACAAGGCGAAGGACCUUCUGCCCCAGAGCCCCCGUGGGUCACAAGGGGCCCAUUUUUCUGUGGAAGAGUAUGAGGGACAGGCUGCCCAGGAGACCUCCCCACUGGAGAGGCUGGGCACACAAGGCCAUGGCUGCCAACCCUCCCUGCCUCCUUGUGGACCUGCAGGGAAGGUGGACUUUCCGGCGUCCCUCGUGAGAGCCCACCGCCGCUCCUAUACCUACCUGCACUCCAGCCUGGCCAAGUAUGAAGCGAUCCUCGGCGUCAGCCACCGGGCCGCUCAGACCCAGGAGCUGCUGCAGCCCAUGCUCCACUUCCUGCUGCUGUGCUUGGAGGAGGCCAACCGGCUCCUGGGCGAGAUUGCCAAGGACGGAGAAGGGCUCCUCCGGGAAGUUGGGGCUGACCUGGCCUGGCCGUUGGGGGGAGAGGUGGCCCUGGAGCAGCCCGACCUCCUGCAGCAGCUUCUGCAGUACACAGUCAGGAAGCUGCGGGCCCUCGAGGGCUCCGUGGGCUCCCUCACCAGCAGCCUCCUGGAGGCUGCCGGCACCUGCUUCCGCUCCUCCUCCAGCCACGUGGAAAAGAAGCUGAAUGUACAGAGGGGUGUGGGUGAGCAUCUCUUAAGGGUCCUGGGGCAACUAGAGAGCUUGGCGAGUGGCCACGGGGACUCCGGGGUGCAGGGUGCCCCCCUGUGCUCUGAAGACAGUGGUAUAGGGGCUGACCAUGAGUCCAUGCAGUCCUUGGACAAGGCAAGCAAGCAAGGCAGCUGGGACGUAGUGCUGGAGCCUGUGGCACGGAAGCCAGCGGAAGCCGGGCCAACAGGACGUGCCUGGGAGCCAGGUCCCUCCUGUGAAGACCCAGACAGCAGCCUGGAGGAAGAGGAGGAGGAGGAGGAGGAGGAGGAGGAAAGUGCAGUCAGCUGCAGAGGUCCAUACACCUGCCAGGACACCGCUGUGCUUCCCCGGCCUCGGUCUUCCCCUGCUGGCCGGAAAGGCACAUUCCAGCCUCAUUUGGGGGGGCUCAGGGGCCCCCAGGCCCAGGAACUGAUUCUGAAGAUGAAGGAAGCCAUCAGUGAAAGGAUCAAAUUUGUCCCCGUGCCCUCCGGGACCUGGGACUGGGCUGAGGAGGAGGACAGGGGGGUGGAGGUCCCACUGAGAGCCAACACAGUCGGCGGCGGUAGGAGGGCCCUGCUGAGGCAGAGGAGGACCCAGUCAGAGGGGAGUCUUAAGAACCACACGGAGGACCCCACCGUCCAAGAGCUGUGGAGGGUCCAGCGAGACCUCAGCCAGAAGCUGGAGGCUUUCUAUGGCCGGCACAGCAGGAAGCAGCUUCCAGGGGCCGGAGUGGCAGCUUCGUGGCCAAGUAUCAAUCGCCAGGUGGCCCCGAGCACCACUACCAGCAAGCUGAAGGCCUCCCUCACUGAGAACUUCAGCAUUUUGCCUAGUCAGGACAAGAGCAUGUUGCAGAAGGGCAGUCUGCCCCCGGGGACGACCAAACAGCAUGCCAAUACCACGCUGUUGGAAGAGAAGGUAAUCAGGGCUCCCCAGGCCGAGGACAGCCACACCCGAAGCCAUCCCCUCAGAACAUCAGUCAGGAAACUAAUUGAAACGUUCAGUCCUUCUGACAGUCUGGGGGUGCUGGAGGAUUGCAAGCACUCGGAGCCAAGGCCCUGCCUCGGGAAGUGGGGCAUCCCCAGCAUGUCUCCCAGAUUCCCCAUUUACAGGGGCCUUGCCCCUUUGUACCCUAAGCCCCGCAUUUCUCCAGCAGCAGCCACCCACGCACUUCACGUGGGCACCGGCCGGAGGCCCUUCACACCCAUCCUUGCUCCUCUACUUACCGCAGACCCCUCCGGGGGGCAGGGCCUUGAGGACGAGAUAGAGCAGCUGCUUCCACCACCCCCAGAAAUCCUGAUGGACCAAUCAUUCACCGCUCUGGAGCCCCCAGAAAGCAGCGCACCGGGAGGGGCUUCCCCAGGAAGGACUGGCGUGCCAGGCUUGGGAGGGGUCGACCCUGCCAAGAAAGCCUGGGCUUCCCCCAGGCUGAGAGCCUCCAUGAAGCCCAUGGUCCUGCUGCCCAGCAAGGGCACCGCCAGUCCUACCAGGCCCCGCAGCCUGGGCACCGGGAGCAGUGAGAGGGGCUGCAGUCUGAGAAAGCCCACCUUGGACUCAACCCACCCACCAGCCACCAGCCAAAACCCAUCGGAGAAGGGUGGGGGUCCGAGUCAGGCACUGACAGAGAAGGCCACCUGGGUCAGCAAGCAGCCCCGGAAGGUAUCACCUUGGCACCACUCCAGCCACAACUCCGGGCAAAACAGGAUCUCAGAACCCGGCCUGGCCAGGCCAACUCAGGGACCACCUUCUCCUGAGGCCUCCAGGCAGGGCCAAGAGAGAAGCCCCUUCGUGGCCAGGAAGGCCCCUCCCACAAGGGUGCACUGGGUGUCCCAAGUUGAGAAGAGGCACCCGAACCUACCCUCCUCCCCGAGGCCAUCCCAGCCAAGCCUCUCCGCUGUGCAUAGGUCACCCAGUCCACCCCUCAGCACUGGGGUUUUGAGCCCCACAGGGAGUCCCAGGGUGCUAAGUCCACCAACAGGGAAAAGACAAGUAUCCCCAUCACCCCAGCACGUGCCGCCCAGCCCUCCCUCGGAGAGCCCACCUGCUCAGCACAAGGUCUCCAGCCCCCCUCCCCAGAGCAGAGAAGUAAGUUCCGCUUCCUCCUGUCCCUCCCCAUCCCCACCAGCGUCUCCGGACCAAGGGCACAAAGAAACAAGAGAUUCUGAAGACAGUCCGACAGCCAAGGCCAAAUUACCUGGGAAUACCUGUUCCAUCUUCUGUCCUGCCUCCGCCUCUCUGUUUGAAGCCAAGUCGCUGUGCUCAAGAGACCACCCACUGGCCCCACCAUCUCAGCCACCCGAGGCUGGGGUCUCUCUCAGGGUGCCAGCAGGGUGCUGGAGGAGCAGCUCAGGGCCAAGACUGAGGGCAGAUUCCCAGAGGAGGGUGGCCCUGUGUGCCCUCAACCCUCUGCCUUUCGUCGGAAGGACUGCUUCUGAGCACAGGCCGGGCCCGAGACUGCGGCUGCCUGCCUCUGGCUGCCCGGGCGCAGCAGCUCAUGAUGCCCCGCUCAGCCCAUGCAGGUAA